AAUGGCUAGCUAAUCAAUGAUGGCAUAAGUAAUUAUGGUUUUGCCUUGAUUGGUUAAUUGAUAAGGAGCUUGUCAGUCAACGCAGUCUCGCUGGCAAGGUCAAACAGUCUGCUACAAAUAGCUAAUGCAGUUCACCAAGCUGCCUUAUAUCAACGCUACGUACCCAUCGUAGUGCAGGCACAGUGAUUUGUUUAUCGUGUAAUCCCCCCCUCCUCUCCAGUGGGCAUGUGAGAAAGUGGUCGCCAUUGCUGACACAUUGAAGUGUUACUCUGCAGGUUAUGUAGAAAUGCCUUAAAAUAAGUAGGCGGUGUCAAACCUGACUCGGUUGCAUUUCUCAUCUGCAUGUGUGUGCGGCUGUCCGUGCCGGGCAGGUCAGCUCAGCAGUAGGGCGUGAUUUUUCAGGUUAUUCUCCCCACCCUUCAAGUGUCGCCCUGGUAACGUUCAUUUCCCCCGACCACCACAGGAUGCUGACAGCCACUUGGGUGGGGCUGACGCGGAUGACAGUAGACGGGAGCAAAGCUCAGGGAUAAACCAAAGCGCACGGGAUCAGCUUUUUUUAAAGCAGCGCAGGGCGGCUGGUCGGUGAGAACCAUGACCAAGCCGGAGUCGAAGAAAAGCGGCGUGGCUGCGGGCAAGAGCGUCGGCGAGCAGGUCAACAACGGCUCCGUGGAUCCAGCGUGUCCGGAUCAGAGCACAACCAUUAAAGCCAAGGUGAUGAAGCAGACCUCCAGGGAGAGUCUGCACCGGAGAAACACAGAGUGCGAAGUCUACGACGACGGGACCAACACCUUUUUCUGGCGAGCCCAUACUGUCACAGUGCUGUUCAUUCUGACCUGCGCUCUGGUCUACGUCACGCUGUUGGAGGAGACUCCUCAGGACACGGCCUACAACACUAAAAGGGGUAUUGUGGCCAGCAUCCUGGUGUUCCUCUGUUUUGGAGUGACACAGGCCAAAGAUGGACCUUUCACCAGACCGCAUCCAGCUUACUGGCGUUUCUGGCUCUGCGUCACUGUCGUCUAUGAACUGUUCCUCAUCUUCAUCCUGUUUCAGACGGUUCACGAUGGACGACAGUUCAUGAAGUACAUUGACCCCAAAUUAGGGGUUCCUCUCCCUGAGCGCGAUUAUGGGGGAAACUGCCUCAUUUAUGACCCUGGAAACACUACAGACCCUUUCCACAACAUCUGGGACAAGAUGGAUGGCUUCGUGCCAGCUCACUUUCUCGGAUGGUAUAUCAAGACUCUAAUGAUUCGGGAUUGGUGGAUGUGUAUGAUAAUCAGUGUCAUGUUUGAGUUCUUGGAGUACAGUCUGGAGCACCAGUUGCCUAACUUCUCAGAGUGCUGGUGGGACCAUUGGAUCAUGGAUGUGUUGGUGUGCAAUGGGUUGGGGAUCUACUGUGGCAUGAAGACCCUGGCCUGGUUGUCUAUGAAACCGUAUCAGUGGCAGGGCCUCUGGAACAUUCCUACAUACAAGGGGAAGAUAAAGCGUAUAGCAUUCCAGUUCACACCUUACAGCUGGGUGAAGUUUGAGUGGAAGCCUGCUUCAAACCUUCGCCGCUGGCUUGCUGUGUUAGGCAUCAUCUUUAUGUUUCUGUUGGCAGAGCUGAACACCUUCUACCUGAAAUUUGUGUUGUGGAUGCCUCCUGAACACUACUUGGUGCUGCUUCGCCUUGUCUUUUUUGUCAACGUGGGGGGCGUAGCCAUGAGGGAGAUCUACGACUUCAUGGAUGACCCGAAGUUCCACAAGAAGCUCGGCCAGCAGGCGUGGCUGGUAUCAGCAAUCACAGUAACGGAGUUCCUAAUAGUGGUCAAGUACGACCCCCACACCAUCAUGCUGCCCAUUCCUUCUCUUAUCAUUCAGUGCUGGUUUUUAGGAAUCCUCCUCAUACUCAUCUGGACCGUGUGGCGGUUUUUCAUCCGUGACAUCACACUCCGCUACAAAGAGACGCGCCGGCGUAAACAGGAAGCCCCUGCUGACUGGGACCGCCCGCUGGGCAACGGCAGCACGGCCGCCCCCUCCGGGCGCAGCAAACUGAACGGCAGCUCCGAGACGCUGAGGCAGCGGAAGUCCUGAGAGGAAGCCGGUCAGUCACGCUGUCAGCAGCGAGUGAAGGGGGACAGUGAGAGGAGUUGAGGAGAAAUGUAACACAAGAAGACACUUAGAGGAUGGACACAUACUGUUCUUGUGCCUACAUGAACCAAGUAGUCAUAUAACACAGGCAAGGGGGUGAACGGGGCAAUUUUCAUUCGGUGUAUGUGUAGUUAUUGUCCUACUUCCGGUAUUUACCUCAUUCUGUUUCAAAGAACAUUUGGUGGAUUAACAGACAAGAUAGUUUUGCAUUAGUAAUAUAUAUUUUUGAAUGUUUGGUGAUAAGAUGAAUCAGUACAGAAUCGGAAAGUAGAUGUGCUCUUGACCAAUAAUUUUUCCAUUUUCUCAACUGCACUUUGUCUUUAAAAACAAAAAAGCGAAAGAAGAAGACUGGAGGAGGAACAUAUCUGUCACUGUAAAUAUGCUUAAUCCUGUGUUGUGCAGUCAUAUCAGUGCAGGUGAGAAAAAGGAGAGCAUUUAGAGGAGUUUCUGAAGGUGUAAUGACUGAUCUGGAUUCUGUUUUAUUAUCCACUACUAUGCAAUCUUCAGUAUCACCCUGGGCGCGAGUAAUGAUAACAACACAUGGCUGUUCAGAUUAGUUUAAGUGACACUUACUUUACCAGCUGAUUCCUGAUUCAUUCUGACAGCUUACACUAGGUUUAGUCCCAGGUACAUGAUGUAUUGUUUACAUGUGGAAGACAAUUUAAGCUUUUGUUUUUUUCAUUUACAGUUCAGCGUUCAUUCCUGGAAGCACUGAGCCUUGAGGGUUCUUGCUCAGAUCCUCCUUUAGUCACACACACGAGAGGAAAACUGGUCAAAGCCUUUCUUUCCUCUCAAGCUUUGUUCUUGAAAAGAACGACAAGUUUGUUUAAAAAAAGAAUAAAAUCAAGAUGUACUAUAUUCUAGUUAUUUAACUGGUGAUAAUAAUAUACGUGGUGUCUGGGAUAUAGUUUGAGUGUUUUUUUUUGUAGCCGUUUUCUUAUCACUGUUAUUUCUUUAGGGUAAAUCAAUGCUAAACACUAGAUUCCUUUUUUGUGAAAUGAGGUUCAGAGAAACCUGCAGCACUAACAUCCACAUCCACAACAGACGCAUUGAUGGGAAGCUGUGCUUGGUUUUCCUCAGACCGUGACGUGUUUGUUCCCCGUAACAAAAAAGGAUAAAUGGCAGAGAUGUGGGUGUUCCUCUACACUUUUUACCAUUUGUCACUUUAGAAUUUAAUAUUCGAUUCCUUUUAUGCCAAACAUUCUUCCAGUUUUACAUUUUGGGGUUUUUUAUGAUUUUAUUUUAUUUUAUUUUUUUUCUUUUCUCAGCUUUGCGAGCGUCACCAUAUUGCACAUGCAAUCAGCCAAAGCUUAAGAUCUGCUUCUUGCUAAAGCCAUAAGUACCAUCCACCAUGAGGUACCAUGCACCUCAAACUGCUCAUUUUGAUUCUUUCUGAGCUGAGUUUCAGCGCCGUCAGUGUCUGCGUCUAGUUAUAGUGUUACGAAAGGUCACCUGGACGUCAGGCGGCUAAAACCAAAUUCACCUGUACAGCCAUGAUUACAGCUAAAAACUCCUAAUUAUGAGGAAUUGUCUUAGUUGCUUUUGAUCUGUGUCGGUGACAGCUGCUAAAUGUAGAGCUGCCACGAUUCAUCGUGCUGAUAAUGAAUUCAUCCUGAAAACAUCCAAUCACUACUUGCUUACACAUUUUCUUAAAACGAUCAGCAGAUUAAUCUGAUGAUGAACACAAGUGUUAACCGCUGCUCUAGUGAAACAUGAAAGUGUUUCAAAAUAAAAAUAAGCUUUACAUUAAAAUGAUUUAGGUGGUCAAACUGAAACAAGCUGGAAAUAUCAGCAUGUUCCAGUUUCACUCCCAACUCUCACUGUUACCAAAACAUUGCGUCCGUGUCCUGUGACUGUCGGGGUUCAGUUAAAUCUGUGUUGCUCACCGUGUCCCGGUGACUCUGAUAUCUGUGAAAUGAGAUCCAAAUUCUGGUCUGUUUUAGUGAGGCUGCAGUCGUUUUCUCGUGAAUGUAAUCCAGCAGAUUCAGCUGUUCAGACAAGAGGGUCACAAACACUAAGCUGAACAUCGUUUCUGCAAUGCUGCACCUCCUGCCGCAACAUUUAAACCACCUGCCUGGUACUGGGUAGCUCUGGUCACACAGGGCUCAGCCAAAGGCCCUCCAGGGGAGCUCUUUGGUGUCUGGCACUGGGAUGCUAAUAAGGUAUUCUUUGGGUCUUGUGGGUUGUUUGCAGUGGGUCCUCCACUUUGACUUUCUGAGGGAGGCCCCUGUUUAUGGGGGAAAUGUUUAGUCUGUUUAGUUGGGAAGUACAUGAUGGAGUUACUUAUGGAUGUACUCAAGGGUUUCCUAGCAGACAAUUGCCUUGUAACAUGACCAAUGUUAGUCACUUCACCUGUCAGUGGUUUGAGUGUUGUGGACCUUGCUCUGACUGCAGCGAUUUCUGUGUGAAUUUCAAACUAAUGUUUAGCUGAUAUUUCAGAUUUUGUGCUUGUUUAACCUGUGCUGUGCUAAUUCAGCUGCUUGAGGGUUUUUUUUUUUUCUUUCCUUUUCUCUGUCAAGUACUUUCAGACACGGGCUGGGUAUCCACUGUGUACCUGUGUUCGUGCCUUGAAUUGGUCAAAACUGUUUUUUGUUUGAAGUAACUGAAAACUUAAACCCAAGUUAUGAAUUUGCACAUCAGCUCUGCAUUAGAAAAUAGUGAAUUAAAAAUGAACUUGAACACGUAGAAGCAGUGUGGAGCAAAGUGGAA
Oreochromis niloticus (Nile tilapia) is the source of this 4836-nucleotide messenger RNA. RefSeq names its product phosphatidylserine synthase 2 (gene ptdss2). Gene Ontology annotation, molecular function: L-serine-phosphatidylethanolamine phosphatidyltransferase activity. Gene Ontology annotation, biological process: phosphatidylserine biosynthetic process. The transcript is spliced from 12 exons. Bases 592 to 2070 code for a protein of 492 amino acids. Lineage: Eukaryota; Metazoa; Chordata; Actinopteri; Cichliformes; Cichlidae. The record is from RefSeq and is a predicted model, not a curated record.